Molecule: messenger RNA, 1106 nt
Organism: Drosophila elegans
Lineage: Eukaryota; Metazoa; Arthropoda; Insecta; Diptera; Drosophilidae
Product: chymotrypsin-2
Exons: 2
Coding region: 33-968 (311 amino acids)
Biological process (GO): proteolysis
Molecular function (GO): serine-type endopeptidase activity
Source: RefSeq, a predicted model, not a curated record
AUUUCUUAUUAUCCAAAUAACUUGGCGAUAAGAUGCGCCUUAUGAGGCGUAAUUUUAAGGUGGUCCGCUCGAGGGGUUUUAGUUUCGAUUGUACUGUGAAUAUACCAUAUACGAUGAGUGGAUAUAGUUGGCUUCUCUGCCUGAUUGGCAUCAUCCUCCAUCUCCAGGAGUCCACCGUGGCCAUGCGGAUGCGAGGGGAACCGCUUGCGGGUGUGGCCAAUGUAAAUAGGCACCGGAAUAGCGAGGAGGUGGCUGCUGGAGCGCAAGGUCGCGUGGCCGGAGGUUCCACUGCCGCCGAGGGCAGUUGGCCCUGGAUUGUGACCAUCCAGAAUGUCUACUCGUAUCACCUGUGCGGAGGCAUCAUCGUCGACAAGCGAUUCAUACUCACGGCUGCCAAUUGCGUGGCGGGAUUGAGACCCCGCAAUCUGCUCGUGGUCACCGGCACCUCGGACUGGUGGGACCUGUACGCCCCUUACUACAGUGUGGACCAGAUACACGUGCACUGCAACUUCGACCAGCCGCUGUACCACAACGACAUAGCCCUGCUGCACCUGUCCGAAGACAUCGAGUACAACGAGUUCACGAAGAACAUAACCCUGGCGGACAUCGAUGAGUUGCAGGAGGGCGAUAAGCUGACCUUCGCGGGCUGGGGCAGUUCGGAGGCCAUGGGCACCUACGGUCGGUACCUGCAGGAGGCCUCGGGCACCUAUCUGCCGGUGGACAAGUGCCGCCAGACUCUGCAGAACGACGAUGACGUGGAUCUGGGCCAUGUGUGCGUCCAAAUGGACGAGGGCAAGGGCGCCUGUCACGGCGACUCCGGCGGACCACUCAUCGACGAACAGCAGCGCCUGGUGGGCAUCGGCAAUUGGGGCGUGCCCUGCGGACGUGGCUAUCCGGAUGUGUAUGCGCGGGCCGCCUUCUACCACGAUUGGAUCCGCACCACCAUGAACGGGUGUACGAUCGCCUAGACAUUGGCCAGCUCUUAUCUGUGCACUGCGGAAAUUUCGAUUUUCGAUUGGAAAUACAUUUUUUAAUAAGAUUGUAUAUGAUUUAUUGGCAAUUGAUUUUCUGAAUAAGUAUUAAAUAUUGAACUAUGACGAUUUGAA